AUGGGUAACAAGCCCCAAACCCCGUCAUCGACCUUUGUUGUCGAGCAUCUCGAUCGCGAACUCGGCCCUUGGUCAGCCCUGGAAUACGGCUGCAUCGCCCGAGAGUCUAGCGCUGCCGACUCUAAAUUUCUUCUCACAUCCGUACCAGAGUCGUUAAAGGUGCCUGAUGAACUUGCCUCGUUGAGAAGGUUGGAGGUGCAGCACAGGAGCGUCGAGGAGAUAUUUGCCGACAGAAAGGAAAAGGUGUGUUUGCUUGAUCCAUCGGCGGAGACGGAGUUGAGACCUGAGGAUGGGGAGAAGUUUGAGGUUUUCUUGUUUGGGGGAAUUCUCGGCGAUGAUCCCCCGCGUGACCGUACCUCCGAGCUGCGGCAGAAGGGCUUCACAGGCCGGAGAUUAGGGCCCAAGCAGAUGACUACCGACACCGCGGUUAGAGUGACUCGAAUAGUAACGCAAGACAAAGUACCAUUGGAAAAGAUACCGUAUGUUGACUUUCCAGAGCUGCGGUUCAAUGAGCAUGAGAGCACAGAGAUGCCAUUUCGAUAUGUGAAAGAUGAAGCUGGAAACCCAAUAAUGCCCGAGGGGAUGUUUGAAUUGAUUAAGAAUGACACGGACAAGGGACUUGAUCCCCUCCUCUAG
Paracoccidioides brasiliensis Pb18 is the source of this 636-nucleotide messenger RNA. RefSeq names its product protein-arginine N-methyltransferase SFM1. The record is from RefSeq and is a predicted model, not a curated record. Gene Ontology annotation, molecular function: protein-arginine omega-N monomethyltransferase activity. Gene Ontology annotation, biological process: peptidyl-arginine methylation. Bases 1 to 636 code for a protein of 211 amino acids. The transcript has 5 exons.